Molecule: messenger RNA, 1017 nt
Organism: Caenorhabditis remanei
Lineage: Eukaryota; Metazoa; Nematoda; Chromadorea; Rhabditida; Rhabditidae
Exons: 3
Coding region: 1-1017 (338 amino acids)
Molecular function (GO): protein binding
Source: RefSeq, a predicted model, not a curated record
AUGGAGGUCCCCCCACCAUUCCCUAUCCUGAAGCUCCCAUUUGUUGCAUUGUGGAAUGUGAUAAGAAGUAUGGGAAUAAAAGAAACAGUCGACUUGUCAUUCACUUCGAAAAGACUGGUAACGAUCAUCAAGUCGAUACCUCUAGCAGAUCCUGAAAUUAUAUUAGCAGCACGACCUGAUGAACAACCGUCAUUUUUUCCUGAAGAAGCUUUGACAACGACGGAGGAUGUGCAGAAAAUGAUUGAUUACAUGGGCGGGAAACAAGGAUCAGAGAUGGGAAGUAAACAUUCCAGUGUUUUUGCUAAUUACAUUUGUGCUCUAUACCGAAAAGAUAUAUUUGCUCUCCAGAUAAAUGUGAAUACAUCUUCACCUGUACUCACUUCUCUUCUGGAAUGGAUGAAUGACCGACAGGCUGAUUUGAAUUCUUGUCUUAUUUAUGGGGAUUGCAAUUGCAACGAAAUAACUGAUCAGUUCUUCAAAAAAAGAGAAUUUUCCAUUCGUCAACUAUGCCUCAACCUGAAACUCUCACCUGAGAUAAAGCCAUUCAAUUUUGGAAUUUUGGAAAUGGAAGAGUUCGUUGUGCGAACAAUGGAUGUUACAGACCCAAUACCAAAUUGGAUUACUGUUGACAGUGUUUUAACAUCGAACUGUAUCAUAAUGUACAUUGGAGCUUCUCCGCUUACUGGCACCGACUUGAACCGGAUAAUCAAAGGAUGGAUUAAUGGGAAUAAUCCCAGAAUGGAAUUCUUUUACGUUGUAGUCAAACAGUUCAAUCUGCGAUCACUCCUGGAUGGAAUCGAAUUUGAGAAGAGGGAAACAACUGUCAAACGGAUUUACAUCCCAGAAGAUAAACAUUUCGAAUUCCAAAGACCGAUUACCAAAAGAACGAUCGUCGGAGGGUAUGACAUUCGCCGAAGCGACGGAACUGUUGCCACGUUUAAAGUACUUCACCGCCCACAGAAUCAAGGAGUGCUGUGGUUUGUGAUGGUAGUCUGGAAGAAAACAGUGGAUUCAUGA